AUGAGUCUUUUUGUAAAGGCUCGCAUGGAGAGAAAGGUUGAUAUGAAAGGAGUCUUGAAUAGGACCUCAAAUAAAUUUGAGGCGUUAUAUAGAGAAGUUGCAGGCAGACUUUCCUCGAUUGAAAUCUCACUUGCUUCACGAAAAAAAAUAUUUUUUGAUAAGAUGAAACUCGCUGUGUUGAUAAAAGAUUCACCCAAUCGUGUUCUUAAAGAAUGGAGAUAUUUAUGUGAUGAACAGAGAAAAGAGCUCAUUGUAUAUGGAUGGACACUUGCAGGUUUAGACAUAUCUUUGUAUGCCAUGGAUUGGGCUGGAGAUGGCAUAUGCCGUUUCGGGAGAAUUGAUUGUUUUUCAUAG
Messenger RNA from Acaulospora morrowiae, 354 nucleotides. The record is from the annotation of a GenBank genome assembly. Lineage: Eukaryota; Fungi; Glomeromycota; Glomeromycetes; Diversisporales; Acaulosporaceae.